AAUGGAGGAGACUGUGGAGGAAUCCAAGGAGGCUAUUUUAUACGUUAAUGGAGUCCGCAAAGUGUUGCCUGAUGGUUUAGCUCACUUGACUUUACUGGAGUACCUCAGAGGAUUUGUUGACGAAGCAAACUAUUGGUAAGGGAAGGAUCGAAGGAAGUCUUAUGUGCUUGAUGACAUACAGAAGAUAUAGUUUGUAUUAAUGGCAUACUUAGGAAAAUUGUCAUUAGCUUAUGAGUCUUAUUGUCGUUUUGGUCAACCAUCCAUGUCAACUUUACAAGCUAUGUAUUCCCAUUUAUCGCCUUUUAGUUUUGAUUGUGAAUCAUGCAAGUCUGCGAAACUACAUAGAGUGUCCUAUCAACCUUGAUUUAAUAAAAGAGAAAAGUUUCUUUUUGUUGUGAUUCAUUUUGACGUAAAGGUGCUUACACUAUUAUAUCGAAAUUUGGUUAUAGAUACUUUGUGACAUUUGUUGAUGAUUAUUCACAAGUUUGGCCGCUUGGAAUUAUUCUCUGCCUUCACUAUCUUUCAUGCAGAAAUAGAGAAUCAAUUCAGUAAGUCUAUAAAAAUUUUAUGAAGUUAUAAUGGGGGAGAGUAUUUUUCUAUUGAGUUUAUUCAAUAUCUAAAUGCAAAAGGUAUUUUUUAUCAGUCCUUGUCUACAGAUACCCCACAACAAAAUGAGGUUGCUAAAAGGAAGAAUUGUCAUUUGUUGGAAAUGGCUAGAGCUUUUUUGUUUCAAAUUAAGGUCCCUAAGGUGUUAUGGAGUGAAGCUGUCCUCAUAGCAUACUAUCUUAUAAAUCGUUUAUCGUCCUCGAUCCUUGAAGGGAAAGUUCUUUUUCAAGUAUUGUGUCUUGAUCAUCCCUUAUUUCCAAUCUCCCUCAAGGUGUUUGGGUGUGCAUGUUUUGUUCGUGACACUUGUCCGGGUCGUACUAUAUUAGACCCAUGUUCCCUUAAGUGUAUCUUCCUAGGUUAUUCACAUGUCUAGAAAAGGUAUCAAUGCUACUCUCCAGACCUGGGUUGCUUUAUUAUUUUGGCAGAUGUCGCAUUUCGUGAAUCGGUUCCUUUUCCUUUAGUACUACAGUCUCAUCCAUCAGCUAUCAUAUUAGAAGAAGAUUUUCUCAUGUAUCAAAUACAUAGUACACCGGUCAAUGCAUCUCCUUUUGAGGCAUGCCUCAAUACUCGAUUUGGUUGUACGUACACUAGAAGGACUUGCGUAGAUUUGCCUGCGGAAACUUCCCAUAUCGAGAUAGUCUAUCUGUCGAUGGAUCCACCUUGAGACACUAUAGCUGAGGAUGUAUUGAUUGCUCUAAGGAAAGGUGUUGGAUUGACAGGAACAAAGCUUGGCUGCGGUGAAGGUGGUUGCGGGGCUUGCACUGUGAUGAUUUCUCAUUAUGAUAGAAAACUGAGGAAAUGCGUGCAUUAUGCUGUCAAUGCAUGUUUGGCUCCUCUUUAUUCAGUAGAAGGAAUGCAUGUUAUUACAGUGGAAGGAGUUGGGAACCACAAACGUGGCUUGCAUCCCAUACAAGAAUCAUUGGCACGUUCUCAUGGCUCCCAAUGUGGAUUUUGUACUCCUGGAUUUAUCAUGUCACUGUAUGCAUUGUUGCGGUCAAGUCAAACACCUCCUACAGAAGAGCAAAUUGAAGAAUCUCUUGCUGGAAACUUAUGUCGUUGCACUGGUUACAGACCAAUUGUUGAUGCAUUUCGAGUUUUUGCCAAAACCAGUGAUGUGCUAUAUGCAGAUAUAUCUUCACUUAGCCUUCAGGAAGAUGAGUUUGUUUGUCCUUCAACGGGUAAGCCCUGUUCAUGUGGAUCGAAAACUGUAAAUGAUAUAGACACCAAUGGCCAAAUUAUUUGUAGUGCUAGUUAUAAACCUAUCUCUUACAGUGAGAUAGAUGGAAGCACAUAUACAGAUAAAGAACUUAUUUUUCCUCCUGAGCUGCUACUAAGGAAAUUAACUCCUUUAAAUUUGAGUGGAUUGGGAGGGCUUAAAUGGCAUCGCCCCUUAACGGUUAAACAUGUGCUUGAGUUGAAGGAGAAAUACCCAAAUGCGAAAUUGUUGAUAGGUAAUACUGAGGUUGGUAUUGAGAUGAGGUUGAAGAAAAUGCAGUAUAAAGUUUUGAUCUCUGUUUCACAUGUUCCUGAACUCAACAUGUUAAAUGUUAAGGAAGAUGGGAUAGAGAUAGGUGCUGCAGUAAGACUGACUGAACUCUUGAAUUUAUUUAGAGAGGUUGUCACUCAACGUCCUGCUCAUGAAACAUCUGCAUGCAAAGCCUUCAUUGAACAGUUGAAGUGGUUUGCUGGGACUCAAAUAAAAAAUGUUGCAUCUGUUGGAGGAAAUGUAUGUACGGCUAGUCCAAUUUCAGACUUGAACCCUCUCUGGAUGGCUGCAAGAGCAAAGUUUCAAAUCAUUAAUUUCAGUGGGAAUAUUAGAACUACUCUGGCAGAAAAUUUCUUCCUUGACUACCGAAAAGUGGAUUUGGUGGCUGAUGAAAUAUUAUUGUCAAUUUUCUUACCUUGGACUAGGCCCUUCGAGUAUGUCAAAGAAUUUAAGCAGGCACAUAGAAGAGAUGAUGAUAUUGCCAUUGUCAAUGCUGGAAUGCGGGUCUGUUUGGAGGAAAUAGGUGAAGAGUGGGUUGUUUCAGAUGCAUCAGUCGCUUAUGGUGGGGUAGCACCUCGCUCUUUAGGUGCAAUUAAAACAAAAGAAUUUUUAAUUGGAAAGAAAUGGAAUCAGCAUGUGCUACAGGGUGCUUUGAAUGUGUUACGAGCUGAUAUUGAGCUCAAGGAAGAUGCUCCUGGUGGGAUGGUGGAAUUUCGAAAAUCUUUGACCCUUAGCUUCUUCUUUAAAUUUUUCCUUUGGGUUUCACAUCAAAUUGAGGGAAAGAAAUCUAUUAAGGAGAGCUUAUCAUCAUCACAUUUGUCAGCUAUAAAGUCAUUUCACCGACCACCACUAGUUGCAAGUCAGGACUAUGAUAUCAAGAAACAUGGAACAUCUGUAGGUUUACCAGAGGUUCAUCUAUCGUCCAAGCUUCAGGUUACUGGGGAGGCAGAAUAUACUGACGACACAGCGAUGCCUCCUAAUGGUUUGCAUGCAGCAUUAGUUUUGAGCAAAAAGCCUCAUGCACGAAUAUUAUCCAUAGAUGAUUCGGGUGCCAAGUCUUCACCUGGAUUUGCCGGCAGCUUCUUUGCCAAGGAUGUUCCUGGUAGUAAUAAAAUUGGACCAGUUGUCUUGGAUGAGGAGCUAUUUGCUUCAGAAUUUGUCACUUGUGUGGGGCAGGUUAUAGGAGUUGUUGUGGCUGACACUCAUGAAAAUGCAAAACUAGGAGCAGCAAAAGUUCAUGUGGAGUACGAAGAGCUCCCUGCAAUCUUGUCAAUAGAGGAUGCAGUCAGUGCAAAAAGUUUUCAUCCCAACUCACAAAAGAUUCUGAGAAAAGGGGAUGUUGAACUCUGUUUCCAAUCUGAUCAAUGUGACAUGAUCAUAGAGGGAAAAGUUCAAGUGGGUGGUCAGGAACACUUCUACUUGGAGCCCCAGAGCAGCUUAGUUUGGACAAUGGACGGUGGCAAUGAAGUUCAUAUGAUUUCAUCCACUCAAGCCCCUCAGAAGCACCAGAAAUAUGUUUCUUGUGUUCUUGGUCUUCCAAUGUCAAAAGUAGUUUGUAAAACUAAACGGAUUGGUGGUGGAUUUGGUGGAAAGGAGACUAGAUCAGCUUUCCUUGCUGCUGCUGCUGCUGUCGCAUCUUAUCUGAUGAAUAGGCCAGUGAAAUUAACACUAGAUAGAGAUAUAGAUAUGAUGACAACGGGGCAGCGCCAUAGCUUUCUUGGAAAGUACAAGGUCGGAUUUACAGAUGAGGGAAAGGUGCUGGCUUUGGAUCUCCAAAUCUACAAUAACGGUGGAAAUUCACUGGACCUGUCUCUUGCUGUAGUUGAACGUGCUAUGUUUCACUCAGACAAUGUCUAUGAGAUACCACAUGUCAGAAUUUUUGGAAGUGUUUGUUUCACUAAUUUUCCAAGUAACACUGCCUUCCGUGGGUUUGGUGGUCCUCAAGGUAUGCUUAUAGCUGAGAAUUGGAUUCAAAGGAUUGCUUUGGAACUUAAAAAGAGUCCAGAAGAGAUUAGGGAGAUUAACUUUCAAGGUGAAGGAUCAAUAUUGCAUUAUGGUCAACGACUGGAAUAUUGUACACUGGCUCAGAUGUGGAAUGAGCUGAAAUCAGCUUGUGACUUUCUGAAGGUUCGAGAAGAAGUCAAUGAAUUUAAUCUUCACAACCAGUGGAAGAAGCGUGGUGUUGCUAUGAUUCCAACAAAAUUCGGCAUAUCCUUUACGACUAAGUUCAUGAAUCAGGCAGGAGCUCUUGUUAAUGUCUACACUGAUGGAACUGUUUUAGUUACCCAUGGUGGCGUUGAGAUGGGGCAAGGUUUACAUACAAAAGUUGCUCAAGUUGCUGCGUCUGCAUUCAAUAUCUCUCUCAGUUCUGUCUUUAUAUCAGAGACAAGUACUGACAAGGUUCCUAAUGCUUCUCCAACGGCAGCUUCUGCUAGUUCUGAUAUGUAUGCAGCUGCGGUUUUGGAUGCAUGCAAGCAGAUAAAGGCACGGAUGGAGCCUAUUGCUUCUCAACGCAAUUUUAGUUCUUUUGCUGAGCUGGCCACUGCCUGUUACUUGGAGCGAAUAGACCUUUCUGCCCAUGGAUUUUAUAUUACGCCUGAUAUUGGCUUUGAUUGGAGCAUCGGUAAAGGAAAGCCAUUCAAUUAUUUUACCUAUGGGGCUGCAUUUGCUGAAGUUGAAAUUGACACAUUGACUGGAGAUUUCCACACAAGAACAGCUAAUAUUUUCAUGGAUCUGGGAUAUUCUCUCAAUCCAGCAAUUGAUGUUGGCCAGGUUGAAGGAGCAUUUAUCCAAGGUCUGGGUUGGGUUGCCUUGGAAGAACUUAAGUGGGGAGAUGCAGCUCAUAAAUGGAUUCGACCUGGCUGCUUGUAUACAUGUGGGCCUGGAAGUUACAAAAUUCCUUCUCUAAACGAUAUCCCGUUUAAGUUCAGCGUUUCUCUAUUGAAGGGUCAUCCAAAUGUAAAAGCCAUUCAUUCAUCUAAAGCUGUUGGUGAGCCUCCAUUUUUUCUGGCUUCAGCAGUUCUUUUUGCCAUCAAAGAUGCCAUUAUAGCUGCUAGAGCAGAAACAGGACAUACCGAGUGGUUUCCGCUUGACAAUCCUGCAACACCUGAACGAAUCAGGAUGGCAUGUCUAGAUGAAUUUACAGCACCAUUCAUAAGCUCGGAUUUCCACCCCAAGCUUAGUGUUUGAGAUGGUAGUUGCAGUCGAAGUCGCCGUUCAUUAGUACCAUUGCAGGCAUAGUUUCUGAUUAUGCCCUGAUGUUCAUUAUUCAGUAAUUAUAUGUAGUCCAGUCUCAUGUGGCAAGGCAUAAUUUGAAGUAAAAUAAAUUUAUGAGAUACAUUUGGACAAAAAUCCUUGUCCAUACAUACAGAGAUCAUAGGAUUUGUCAACUGUACGUAUUUUAGCCAAAGAAAAAAAAAUAAUUAUUCUAAGAUAUUCAAAGUUUGAUGACCAAACUGAUUGCGGAAUUUGAUAAUUUAAUGUCCAUUAGUUUCUAGAAGGAAAUUAUGAUAGCUUAGUAUGGUAACAAAUUUGCCUUGACU
Molecule: messenger RNA, 5634 nt
Organism: Durio zibethinus
Lineage: Eukaryota; Viridiplantae; Streptophyta; Magnoliopsida; Malvales; Malvaceae
Source: RefSeq, a predicted model, not a curated record